Gigantopelta aegis is the source of this 624-nucleotide messenger RNA. RefSeq names its product cell surface hyaluronidase-like. The record is from RefSeq and is a predicted model, not a curated record. NCBI's taxonomy places the organism in Eukaryota, Metazoa, Mollusca, Gastropoda, Neomphalida, Peltospiridae. The coding region runs from base 21 to 419 and encodes 132 amino acids. The transcript is spliced from 4 exons.
AUGAUCAAACGUGGACACGAAUGACUGACGCUCUGUUUGUUGGCGAGACGGAUAACAUUGGCAUGGUGGACAAACCCUAUGGUCGAUCACUCCCAUCUCCAAGACCGGACAACGCACUACAAGGCUUUGUGUACUACCAAGGUCCUGCAUAUUUGAAGAAUGCGUAUUUCACAAAUUACGAAGAACGAACCUGGAAUGGAUUCUUCCGACCCGCAGGAGCCAUCAGCUUCAGAAAAGAAAAUACCUACCCAACCACUUCUCAGAGUAGUGUAGAAGGAAUCCGUUUCGGCUUCUGUGACAAGACCGAAGGUAACUUUGUGUACAACGGCAACACGACUGUGAGGGGCUUUGGGGCCUUUGAUGGUAACCUGCAGGCAGCAUUCCACGAUGUUGAUGGAAGUGUUGACAGGCCAGGCUGAUACUCACGUUGUCCCGCCAAAGAAAUUCUUUACCACACCGUGUUGUUCAUUCAGAGACAAUUGGAACAUGGCCGUGUGUCCACACCGAUAUGCCAAGGUACAAUUUGAUGGAGAUGGAGGAGUCAUGGAGAAGCCUAAGGUUAAGGAUUAUCCUAUGGUUUUCUUCAGAGAUGACAGGCCAAACGAUCCAUUUGCAUUACGCGGU